AUGUUGCGCGCCCAAAGGCUUUCCUCGGUCUUCGCGAAACAUGUUCGCACUUUUGCAACAGUAACACAACCUUCUCAGGUCGGAAUUGUUCGACCUUCAGCUCAAGAGGUAAAGAAUCAGACUCUGGACUCUAGAAAUCUUGAGAAAGCUGUGCGACACAUGCACAAAGAUGGCUUAGUUGUUGUGGAAGAUGUUGUCCCUCACGAGGACAUCGACAUCCUCAACAAGAAGAUGAUUGAGGAUGCUCAUACCCUACAGGCUCGGGGUGACAAGGGACCUUUCAACUACAACAAGGGAAACAUUCAGCAAGAUGCUCCUCCUGUUUCUGAAUACUUUAGCCCCUCUAUCUUCACAAACCAAAUUGCCACACAAAUCACUACUGCCAUGAUGGGCCCUCGGCCAAAGUGGACGUUCUGCUCAGCCAACUCUGCAAUGGCAACUCUUCCUGGAGGAACUCCUCAGCGCCAGCCCGUUCAUUCAGAUGCAGACUUUGCACACCCAGACCAUCCCUUUGCCCUUGUCGUUAAUAUUCCCCUGGUCACAGCUACACCAGAGAAUGGGUCCACAGAGAUCUGGCUUGGCACCCAUAAUGGGUUUGUUCUUGAUGCACAAGAAGGUGCACAUGGUGAGAGAGCCAGCGGUCGCAUCAGAGAAGAGCUCCUGCGACAACGUCAAGAGGUCUCACCGCCCUUGCAGCCCAUCAUCAAGAAAGGCAGCAUCGUCGUGCGCGAUCUUAGACUCUGGCACGCUGGCAUGCCCAAUACUACGCAACAGACUAGGGUGAUGCUCGCCAUGAUCCACUUUGCGCCGUGGUUCAGGAACAGAAUGAGACUUGAGCUGGGUGAAGACAUAAAGCCUAUUCUAGAAGGUCUAGAAAAAGAGGGAAAGCUGGGGUUGGAUGUGCCAGUGGAUUGGGCGAGCAGGGAGGCUGUGCUUGAGGGUUACCUGAACCGAGGAUUCGGGAAUAGCUAUGAUUUCAGCCAAGAAGCUUGA
Molecule: messenger RNA, 993 nt
Organism: Fusarium tjaetaba
Lineage: Eukaryota; Fungi; Ascomycota; Sordariomycetes; Hypocreales; Nectriaceae
Exons: 2
Coding region: 1-993 (330 amino acids)
Source: RefSeq, a predicted model, not a curated record